Strongylocentrotus purpuratus (purple sea urchin) is the source of this 1964-nucleotide messenger RNA. RefSeq names its product transmembrane protein 258 (gene tmem258). Gene Ontology annotation, cellular component: membrane-bounded organelle. Bases 81 to 326 code for a protein of 81 amino acids. The record is from RefSeq and is a predicted model, not a curated record. Gene Ontology annotation, biological process: protein N-linked glycosylation. Lineage: Eukaryota; Metazoa; Echinodermata; Echinoidea; Camarodonta; Strongylocentrotidae. The transcript has 4 exons.
CCUGGCUCGCUCUCUUCGCUUCGGAUCAUAUCCCUUGUCGUGUUUUUUCGUGCAUCCUCGUGAUUCGCCAGAAAGUAAUCAUGUCGGCAGCCAUUGAGUCGAUGACGCGGUACGUCAGUCCGGUUAACCCGGCUGUCUAUCCUCAUCUCACCCUCAUCCUCUUGACCAUAGGGAUCUUCUUCAUGGCAUGGUUCCUUGUCUAUGAAGUCACAGCUACAAAAUACACAAGGGAUCUCUACAAGGAGCUGCUAGUAGCUUUAGUUGCCAGUCUUUUUAUGGGAUUUGGAGUCCUUUUCUUGCUUUUAUGGGUCGGCAUCUACGUAUAGCAUCCACAAGUCUUGUUUUGUUUUUCGUCCUUCUGUAGUUUAAGAUCUGGACCAGACAAUCUUCUUGUUUGCCCAACCGUGUUACCAGUCUUCAAAAGAAACUUCAUGAGAAGAGCUGAGAGGUGUUACUUAUGGGGACUGAUAUCAUGAAUGUCCGACAACUCCUGACCCAAUAGGCCUUUUUCUUCAGAACGCCCCAUGAGAUUGCCAUCUCUCCAUCUCUAUUUUCCUCUCUCUCUGUCCAUCUCUCUCUCUCUCUCUCUCUCUCUCUCUCUCUCUCUCUCUCUCUUUCUUAUUGUUUCUGUUCUCUCAUUCUCUUUGCUUCAUUUUGACUUUUUUUGUGAUAAAAAGAUUUGUAAAUAUUUCAAUUCUCAGAACUGGCAAUCAUGUUUUCCAUUUCAAAAAUAAAAUAUGUUUUUGCUGUUGUGACAUCAAAUGCUGUCCAAUUUUUUUUUUUUUUUUAGAUCUUUCCUCAUAAAUGGUAUGUGGUGUGUCUACCUGUUACUUAGUAUAGACAAAGCUUGUUAGUUGUUAGGCUCCAAUUCUGUAAAUGAAUUUUUAUUGCCAGUUCUGAGAAUAUUUUGGAUUAAUAUUGUUACAUUUUUAUCAUUCUCAUCUGCAUUUUAUUCUUAUGAGAAUGCUAACAUAAACAAUAUAUUCUUUAUUAAUGCAGUCGUGUUAACUAGCUAUGAUAAACAAAUUGUACCAUCCCAUUGCCAUGUAACAAUAUCUUUGAUGGUGAUAUAAGAAUAUUUUGUAGAUGUAUUUGCAUGAAGUAAGCUAAUAUUUCUACAUUAUGUGAUGUACUUGCUGAAAUUUGUCUUCUUCUGCCGUGAACAAUUUGCAACUGUUCUAUUAAUUAAGUAUGACAAUUACAUAUUUUAGCAGCCAUUAAUCAUUUAUUUGUUGAAAUAUCAUAGCUAAUUACCACUUUUUGUUUGGGGGGAGUAUUUCAAAUUUCUUGAAAUUCUUCUCCCGGUCAUCAUCGUCUUCAUCGUCAUCAUCAUUGAUAGGGAGAUCGCAUUGGGAAAUUUUCCUGAGACGAUCUCUGCUAUCACCUCGAAAAAGUUCACUAGUAAAAAAAAAAGUUAUAAAAAAAGUAAACAAAAGAAAAUUGAUGAAAAAAAAGGGAAUAAACAUAGGAUACUUCAUGUAUGAUUUAUAUACAUCAGACUUUAAUCUGAAUAAAAGUACAGCUCCACUCUACCACGAAAGGUGAAUCAAUGAAAUACAUGUACAUGUAGUAUUUGUAAUGAAGUCAAGGUCUUGUAUUCGUCAGUGGGAAAUAGGCAAAAUAAAACUGUAUAACAGGUUUAUUUUCCAUUUUCUUGUCAUCGCCAAGUUUCAUACGCGCAAAGAAUUUCCACAUGAUAUGCUAACAUAUUUUAUUGCCCAUACCUUUUCUGUUAUUCACACAUUAUCGCACCCCAGAGAAUAGUGAUAUUAUACAUUGUCCCUUUCAAAAUACAUAUGGAGUUUUUGUAUUAAGAAGGGCAUUUAUCAUGAAAAUAUUCCAACUUUAUACUUGGCAGCUAGUAUUUGGGGGGAAAGGUGAAAGAACCUAUUAAAAUAGGAAACAGAACAAAUAUGUUGUAAAGAAUGAAAUAAUGAAAUAAAUAGAAUAUAUUGUAUCCUGAA